AUGCGUUGGCGUCCCCUGCUGAGCAGCCACCGCAACUGUACCAUCGCCAUCCACAUUGCUCACAGGGACUGGGAAGAUGCCGCCUGGAGGGAGCUGCUGGUGGAGAGGCUGGGGCGGACCCCCGCUCAGAUUCAGGCCUUGCUCUGGGAAGGGGAAAAGUAUGGCCGUGGAGUAAUUGCUGGGCUCGUUGACGUUGGGGAAACUUUGCAGUGCCCAGAGGACUUAGCUCCUGAUGAGGUUGUGGAACUGGAAAGUCAAGCUGUACUGACCAACCUGAAGCAGAAGUUCCUGACUGUGCUUUCAAACCCCAGGUGGUUACUGGAGCCCAUACCCAGGAAAGGCGGAAGGGAUAUCUUCCAGGUAGACAUCCCAGAGCACCUGAUCCCCUUGGGGCAGGAGGCCUGA
Diceros bicornis minor is the source of this 405-nucleotide messenger RNA. RefSeq names its product protein EOLA1-like. The transcript has 2 exons. The record is from RefSeq and is a predicted model, not a curated record. Bases 1 to 405 code for a protein of 134 amino acids. Lineage: Eukaryota; Metazoa; Chordata; Mammalia; Perissodactyla; Rhinocerotidae.